AUGGUGUCUCCCAAGUACUUCAUGACCCUAACUUUCAUGGCUACUUUGGUGUUUUCAGCCAUCGACAGCAGCCGAGCAGCUCGUCGUCUCCUACAAACUGCUCCACCAAACAUGCCAGGGUUGCCCUCAUUGCCCAAACUGAUGGGAAUGCCACCUCUACCUCCUUUGCCGAUGGGACCAGGAAUGCCUUCUAUUCCAAAUCUCCCACAACCAACAUUCCCUACCAUUCAACCAUCUCUCCCUAAGUUACCUCCACUUCCAAGUCUCCCCGUUAACAUCCCGGCCACGGGAGUGGUGUUUCCUCCGCUACCAACUCUACCUUCCAUCCCGACGACCUUCCCGUCGAUCCCUUUUCUCACUCCGCCCCCAGCCACCACUUCUUCACCUUGA
Cucumis sativus (cucumber) is the source of this 390-nucleotide messenger RNA. Its product is annotated as ESX-1 secretion-associated protein EspE. The record is from RefSeq and is a predicted model, not a curated record. The transcript has a single exon. Lineage: Eukaryota; Viridiplantae; Streptophyta; Magnoliopsida; Cucurbitales; Cucurbitaceae. The coding region runs from base 1 to 390 and encodes 129 amino acids.